Messenger RNA from Amphiprion ocellaris (clown anemonefish), 5959 nucleotides. Its product is annotated as NACHT, LRR and PYD domains-containing protein 3-like. The record is from RefSeq and is a predicted model, not a curated record. Lineage: Eukaryota; Metazoa; Chordata; Actinopteri; Pomacentridae. Gene Ontology annotation, molecular function: protein binding. The transcript is spliced from 10 exons. The coding region runs from base 2179 to 5466 and encodes 1095 amino acids.
GUUUACCCAGAAUGCACUUUUUAAAGUUUUCUCCCAUCAAAUACCAUCAGUAUGUCACCUCUGUGCUUCAAAGUCAGGACGAUGCAUCCACUGCAGUAGUAGUAGUAGGAGUAGUUAGUUAGGAAAGAUCCAACUAGAAGGUUCUUUAAGGGAAAGACAGCAGCUCAAAUUUAACUCCACCUCAUUCAACACAAAACAAACCAAACUACCGACCAGAUCGACACCAUCAGAGUCUCAUAUUAUUCUCAAUAUUUACACCAUAAAACUCAGUUAACAUGGAUGCAGCCACAGCACUGAACACUGAAAACCAGCAGAACAUGAAAACAGUCAAAUUACUUCAGGUUUUGCAAAAUACUGUCCAAUAAAAAGGCGUAUUUAUAGGAAUAAGAAAAACUCAUUUGACGUCUGAUCGAAGCACAUCUACUGCAGAUGAGUUGAGAAAAAUACAUUAAACACAAUAAAACAUUUUCACUUCAAAAUCACUUUAAUAUAAUUAUUUUCUAUCUGAUUAUUUAAUUAAAAUGUAAUCAUUUUCCAGACUCAAGCACAAUAAAUGUUUUCCCAAAUAGUGUCAACAAAUCUGGAGCAAUGGAUGGAUUUAUUUGUCCUCAUGGUUGAAUGAGAAACUAUAUAAUUCUAAUCCUUUUUUGAUGUUUCUUUUUCUUACUGUCUUUUCUGUCUUUAUUUGAAAAACAGCCUUUUUAAGUCAUUAUUUCUGAUGUAAUGGGACGUAUAAAUAGGAACCCCAAACUCAGUCGAAGUCACAAUAACACAUGAAAAGAAACGACUUGAUGAGUAGAUUUUUAUUGAAAUCAUCAAAAUUGCAAAAGUUAGAAAAACACGAUCACUAUAAGAAGAGAACAACAAAGAGAGAGAGAGUUGAUGACUGCAGCAGAAAAAAAUGUUUUCAUUUAGAAGCACUGAAAUAAUGUUGAAACACUGCAUCAAGCUGCUAAAUACUGUUACUGAAAUACGUCAAAUAAAGAAGAGAUCAUCAGAGUUGAACCAGUGAGAUGUUCCCAGUGGGUGAGGUCAGGACUGGGAACACUGGUCUCGCCUCAGUGUCUCUGAGAGUGGAGUCUGGGAGCCCCGGGUGGCCUCACAGCUCCCAGAGCCCACCUUCCUCCACUGGUCUGCAGGGAUCCUCAGGGUGCUGCUCCAGCUGUAGAGGCCGUCCUCCUGCAGCACCUUUCGAUGAAACUAACUCUGAGGGACCGUUUGAAGAUUUCAGGAAAGUGUUGCUGCUCAGAGAUCCAUCUAGCUGGAAGUCUCUCUCAUCCAACUAACAAGUCAGGACUCUCUGGAUUAAAUCUGGGAAAAGUCAUGUUGUUGAUGGACCAUUAGAUGGCAGCAGAGACUCAGACACAAAUCUCUGUCCCUGCAACUGAUCAAUAAUAAAACUGAUACAUUAUCAACCAAUCAACCAAUAUUACAAAUAUUUAUGGUAAUUUUGAGUCAUAUUUUUGUCAUUUUAUUCAUAUUUUUGGUAGUUUUAUUUCAUAUUUUGGUCAUUUUAUUCAUAUUUUUGAUAGUUUUAUCUCAUAUUUUGGUCAUUUUAUACAUAUUUGUGGUAGUUUUGAGUCAUAUUUUGGUCAUUUUGUACAUAUUUGUGGCAGUAUCUUCACCAGAUGGUUCCAUGGAAGAACUCAGUCAAUGAUCAGAACAGCUGAUAUGUGUCCGUCUCUGUUUGUGGUCCCAUCGCUCAUGAAAAGCUCAAAGGUUAACUUGAUGUUUUAUUGUCGUUUCACACAAUAAAUCCUGUAAAUAAUGAAUAAUUAACUGUCAGGUUUCAACCAUGUGACUGUUCCUUCAUAGAUUUUCACUGUUUUGAUAAAUUGCAGUAAAAUCAAAGGAAAAAAAUAUUAAUUUACAUGUUUUUAUUUACCAUUCUUUGUCUCCUUUUGCCACGUCCGGGGUAACAGGCUCCAGAUAGGGGCAGUACUCUACCCCUCCCUUCCUGACAUGAAUCAGCAGGUGCAGAUGGGGCAGGAGGCUGCAGGUGGCAGUGGUUCAGCCAAUCCACUCCUCAGACCAUAAAAGCAGACCUCAGUCUUCACUCCAUGCUGGACUGUGAACAUAGCAACAAGUGACGGCAGCCUGCAGACACAGAGGAGGAUUUUCUCUCAGACCUGGUCCAGACAGCAGAGAGCUGCAGAGGGAAGAAGCUGAGGAGACACGAUGACGUCAGAGGUGCUCUUGAACAUCCUGGAUGAUCUGGAUGAUGAGCAGCUGUCUAAAUUCCAGUGGUUCCUGCAGAAACCCAACAAUGUUCAAGGCCUCCCAGCCAUCACAAAGAGCCGACUACAGACACUAGACAGGUGUAAAACUGUGGAUGUGAUGGUGGAGACUUAUGGACUUCAGAGAGCUGUGCAGGUGACCAGGGUGGUUUUAGAGAAGAUCUCCAGGAAUGAUCUGCUGCAGAGGUUGCCUGCCAGCAGCUCAGGACCAGAAGUUCAUGUCAGUGAUGUUGGGGAGACUUCAGAGAACAGAGAACCUUCCUCCUCUCAGAUUCAGCCUCCUCUUCCUCAGACUGAAGAUGAGACUGUUCCGGUACCAGAACCACGUCCCAUCAGAUAUUACCAAGAGAAGCUUCAAUCAACCUUCCAGGACACGUUUAAGGUUACAACAGAGGGGUGGGCAGCAGAUGAGGAGCGUCUGGUUGAUAUCUACACAGAGCUGUACAUCACAGCUGGCCGGGACGUGCACGUCAACACACAGCAUGAGGUCCUACAGAUUGACAAGGUGUGGAAGCCAUCAGACACAGAGACACAGAUCCUACCCAGAGACAUUUUCAAGCAUCCCUCUGGAAAAGACAUACCCAUCAGAACAGUGCUGACCAAUGGGAUUGCAGGGAUUGGAAAAACAUUCCUUGUGCACAAGUUUGUGUUGGACUGGGCUGAAGAAAGAACCAAUCAAGACGUGCAUCUUAUUUUCCCAUUCACUUUCCGUGCCCUGAAUUCACUGCAAGGACAAGAGUUUGGUUUGGCAGAGCUCAUUCAUUUCUGUAUCCCAGAAACUAACGACAUCACAGUGGAGGCUCUGAAUUACAUCUUUACAGCUCUGCAGUCAUCAGGAACCAGCAGCUACAAGAAGAGCAGAUUCAAACUGCUGUUUGUGUUUGAUGGACUGGAUGAGAGUCGCCUUCAUCUGGACUUUGAUGUCAACAACAUUCGCUCAGUGGAUGUAACAAAGUCAACGAAAAUAGAAGUCCUGCUGAGGGGACUGAUCAGUGGAAAACUGUUGCGCUCAGCUCGCCUCUGGAUAACCACACGACCUGCAGCAGCCAGUCAGAUCCCUCAAAACCUUGUCAACAAUACAACAGAGGUCAGAGGGUUCACCAACCCACAGAAGGAGGAGUACUUCAAGAAGAGAUUCAAGGAGCAGACCAGCAGCAUCAUCUCCCACAUGAAGAAGUCACGAAGCCUCCACAUCAUGUGCCACAUCCCAGUGUUCUGCUGGAUCACUGCUACAGUUCUGGAGGAGCUGCUGAGAACCAGAGAGGGAGGAGAUCUGCCCAGAACCCUGACUGAGAUGUACACAGAGUUUCUAAGAUUUCAGAUUGAUCACACAAAAGCAAAGUAUGGUCCAAAGAAGUGCAUUCAGUCCAUUAAGUCAUUAGCUAAACUGGCUUUUGAACAGCUGCAAAAGGGCAACCUGAUCUUCUAUGAGAAAGAUCUGAGAGAAAGCGGCAUCGAUGUAAGGGAAGCCUCAGUGUACUCAGGAGUGUUCACAGAGAUCUUCAAAGAAGAGCGUGGACGGAAACAGGAAAACAAGAUGUUCAGUUUCAUCCAUCUGAGUGUCCAGGAGUUUCUGGCUGCUCUUCACGUCCAUCUGACCUUCAUCAACUCUGGAAUCAACUUGCUGGAAAAAGAACAAACUGCCUUCAAGAAGCUGAAAGUAUUUCUAAAGAAACCUGAACUAAAACAUCUCCACCAGAGAGCUGUGGACGAGGCCUUACAGAGUCCAAACGGACACCUGGACUUGUUCCUGCGCUUCCUCCUGGGUCUGUCACUGCCGACCAAUCAGAAUCUCCUACGAGGUCUGCUGACACAGACAGGAAGUAGCUCACAGACCAAUCAGGAAACAGUGGAGUACAUCAAGGAGAAGAUCAGUGAGAAUGUGUCUGUAGAGAGAAGCAUCAAUCUGUUCCACUGUCUGAAUGAACUGAACGAUGUUUCUCUAGUGGAGGAGAUCCAACAGUACCUGAGAUCAGGAUGUCUUUCAGCUUAUCUGUCUCUUGCUCAUUGGUCAGCUCUGGGCUUCAUCUUACUGUCAUCAGGAGAAGAUCUGGACGUGUUUGACAUGAAGAACUCUGGUUCAGAGGAGGUUCUUCUGAGGCUGCUGCCAGUGGUCAAAACCUCCAACAAAGUUGUACUGAGUGGCUGUAAUCUGUCAGAAAGAAGCUGUGGAGCUCUGUCCUCAGUCCUCAGCUCCCAGUCCUCCAGUGUGACAGAGCUGGACCUGAGUAACAACAACCUACAGGAUUCAGGAGUGGAGAGUCUUUCUGCUGGACUGGAGAGUCCACACUGUAAACUGGAAGCUCUCAGACUGAGUAACUGUAAUCUGUCAGAGAGAAGCUGUGGAGCUCUGUCCUCAGUCCUCAGCUCCCAGUCCUCCAGUGUGACAGAGCUGGACCUGACUAACAACAACCUGCAGGAUUCAGGAGUGGAGAGUCUUUCUGCUGGACUGGAGAGUCCACACUGUAAACUGGAAGCUCUCAGGCUGUCAGGCUGUCUGGUCACAGAGGAAGGCUGUGCUUCUCUGGCCUCAGCUCUGAGACUGAAUCCCUCAAAUCUGAGAGAGCUGGACCUGAGCUACAACCAUCCAGGAGACUCAGGAGAGAAGAUGCUGAGAGCUAAAGUGGAGGAUCCAGACUGUGGACUGGAAACUCUCAGGAUAACGCCUGCUGGAGUCCGAUGGUUGACACCAGGUCUGAGGAAAUAUUCCUGUCAGCUCACAGUCGACACAAACACAGUAAGCAGAAAACUCAAACUGUCUGGCAACAACAGGAAGGUGACAUCUGUGGAGGAGGAUCAGUCGUAUCCUGAUCAUCCAGACAGGUUUGAAUGGUGGUCUCAACUGUUGUGUCGAACUGGUCUGACUGGUCGCUGUUACUGGGAGGUGGAGUGGAGAGGGGAGAUUAAUGUAUCUGUCAGUUACAGAGAAAUCAGAAGGAAAGGAGUCAGUAAUGACUGUCUGUUUGGAUUUAAUGAUCAGUCCUGGAGUCUGAUCUGCUCUGAUGAUGGUUACUCUGUCAGACACAAUAACAGUCAAACACCCAUCAGGUCCUCCUCAGUCUCUCAUAGAGUUUCAGUUUAUGUGGAUGUUGAUGCUGGAACUCUGUCCUUCUACAGAGUCUCCUCUGACUCUCUGAUCCACCUCCACACCUUCAACACCACAUUCACUCAACCUCUCUAUCCUGGAUUUAGGUUUUUGUUGUGUGGUUCGUCAGUGUUUCUGUGCUGAGUUCAGUCUCCAGAGUCUCUUCCUGGUAGAGAAACAGUGUUGAACAUAUAGUUGAGUCUCUCCAUGACUCUGUCCCUCAGAAACAUGUUUUCACAUUCAUGGAUUAAAUGUGUUUCUUUGUGAAAUCCUUCUAAAUGAUUCCUUGUAAACUUGUUCCUCUUCAAAGAUGGAAGUUGUGAUUAUUCCAGGAGCCAAAUGUGGUGUUUGCGUCUUUUUCCAGUCAAAUGUUGAGAGUGAAAAUCAGGAUGUGGUGUUCCUCUGAUGCUCACUUGAACAAAAAGCAUUUGAGCUGCACAAAGUGUGAAAUGAGAGAGGAAGCAGUGAAUCUACAAACUGCUGACAGACUUUCACACAUUAUUGUCCAGUGAAAAUCAAGUUUUUGUGCAGCCAGACUUGAUCCUGAUUUGAGUGUUUCAGUCCUGUUCUUGUGAUGAAAUGAGAACUUCCUUCAUCUUGUGUGUGAUGGAGAAGAAUAAAGGGCUGUGGCUAAAAA